CGAACUGCCUCGCGCAGACUUCCUCGUCUUGCGGACGUCGUGCAGCCUUGUACAACUGCUCGUGUAGACACGUUUCCUCGUGGAACUACUCGAAAGUUGGUCUGUAGUUGUGGUGCCGGAGGAGUAGAGCAGCUGAACGGAUUAUAGACUUUUUCGGAUUUUGGAACAGCUAACUAGCUAAUUGUACGCAUGUAACCAUGCCGGAUCAGCAUGUACAGCAGCAGCGAACGAGUGCUUUGGCGGGCGGACAACAGGCGGGCGCCGACGGCAGACCGCGCGGCAAGGAAUGGAACGUACCGCACAGGUACGAACUAGGCAGGUGCAUCGGAAACGGCUCCUAUGGCUCCGUUUAUCAAGCGUACGACCGGAUCGAGAAACGUUCCGUCGCGGUGAAAAAGGUCAAGCGCGUCUUCGAAGACUUGAUCGACUGCAAGAGAAUACUGAGGGAAAUCGCCAUUCUGGGAAGAAUUAACGACACCAGGAUAGUCAAGGUAUCAGCUCUGAUAUACAGGAUUGCGCAGUGUAAAAGCCCUGUUUGAAUUUGUGUCAUCCAUUGCUACUUUUGUUCGUAUGUAGUCGAGGUCGUAAAUUACUUUUGGUGUUUAGAAAGUCGCGAAUUCUUGUUUCUCACCGGGUUGCUCUCGCUGAUCAACACACCCAAAAAAACGUGAACUGACACAAACAGCUCUACGACAUCUGCGUUCCAAGCGACUUGUCAAAUUUUACGGACAUUUACCUGGUCUUAGAGCUGUGCGAUUCGGACUUCAAGAAAUUGUUCCAUCUGCGGGAAUAUGAACUGCAAAAGUAUCGUACUCGUAUAAAUGCAUUACAAAUUUUCUCCGCUUGAGAAAUGAAAUUUGUCAUGCUGAUUUACCUUAAGAAAAAUAUUUGUAAUGCAAGAAUUGCAUUGCGAUACUGUUGCACAGGAUAGGGAAUUUCUCACCGAGUGCCACACGACAACGCUUCUUUACAACACAUUAUGCGGAAUCAAGUACCAAACUACUGCUAUUCUAAUCGACGAGAUUCGAUUUCAUCACAAAGUUGCAGCAAGGGUUUCAUCGCUUUCUUUUGUGAAGCGAAGUUUGGUGGACCCAUCUGGGGUUCUUCUUCUUGCCGAUGCAUAAAGUGACCGGAAGAUUUGUUCUUUCUGAAUCAGGUACCUCCAUUCAGCCGGCAUCUACCAUCGGGACAUAAAGCCAGCAAACUGCUUGGUAAAUACGGAUUGCGGUGUGAAGAUAUGCGAUUUUGGGCUUAGCCGAGCGCUGGGCGAAGACCCGCAGUCGAUUAUGGACGACGAACCACGACAGUCCAAGAACCGCACCCUGAAGAGGCAACUCACAGGGCACGUCGUGACGCGAUGGUGGGUCAUUGUGUUUCUUGGCGGAAAAACGUUUUUUUCGCCUAGUGCGGUUCUCUAUGCAUUACUUACACCGAAGAUCUACAUUCUUGCUCAGGUUGUUGCCCUAGGCGUCCGGGAUCAAAAAGAUCAACCGUACCCCCACAGGUAUCGCGCACCGGAGCUGAUCCUGCUCCAGGAAAACUACAACGAGCAAAUUGACAUCUGGUCCCUGGGCUGCAUAUUCGCGGAGCUAUUAGGUAUAAGGUUGUCGUCGAGCGUGCUUCUGUGGCAGCAGCGAUAUAUUUUUCGGCCUUAAAAUUCGAUGCAGAGGCGGAUAAAUCAAAGCCAAAGGCUGUUGCUGUUCUCCAUUCAUCUAUUACGAAAUGACAGGUAUGGUAAAAGAGAACAUCCCCUACCCCGGCAACCGCGGUCCAUUAUUCCAGGGCGGUUCGUGCUUUCCCUUGUCACCAGACCGCAAGCAAGGCCAAGACAAGUAUUUUAUAAGACUUUCUUCGCAAGCCCAAGCAUCGCAACUCCCACUCCGCUGCUUCGGGAACUUUUUUUCAAGACGUAGUUGUUUUGUAUUGCCUCCUUCUUACAGCACUAUGAAUCGCAGUCGCUUUUCCGCAUAUACAACCAGGUACAAGUCUUCGGGAAACCGUGACCAGCUAAACAUGAUUUUUAACAUUCUGGGCACCCCGGAGGACGCGGCGGUGCAAGCUCUGGAAAAGGAGGAUACGAAGCGAUAUGUCCGAUGCUUCAAGCACCGAAAGCCAGUGCCUUUGCGCGAAAUCGACCGGUUUAAGGUACUGUGAACAUAAAGGAGUAAGUUUUGAAAAAGUUUUCAGCUUUACAACUAACCUUCAGCUUCACUUUUUUUUUGCAAAACUGAGAAGAGUGGCAGCAUUCGACGAGGAGGCAUCUAUUACAAAGUAUCUUCUCCCCAUUUGAAAAUAGAACGCCUCUCCCGAGUGCCUGGAUCUCCUCGAGAAGAUGCUGGUGUUCGAGCCGAAAAAGCGGAUUAGCGUGGAGGCGGCCGUCGAGCACCCACUUUUUAAGAGCAUCAGAAAGCUAGAGGAGGAGACAGUAUACAGAGAUAGAAAAACAUACAGUCGUGAAAACUGCUCCGGUGGCGGGUUACAUCGUCAUUUUUUAUGCAUAUCGUGUUCGUUUGCACUCCCUCUCCCGCCCAAGACGAAAGUAGUACUAGUGACAUUUAUUCUCGCUGCUCUUUGGAUAAAAAUAAAGCUGUUUCCAACAAAAUACAGGUGGCGCCGGAAAAGAUCGUACUGGAUUUCGAAGCCGAACCGGAGCUAGACGAAGCUCGUUUGCGGAAGUACUUCAUCAUGGAAAUUCAGCGGUACCAUCCGGAAGUCGAGAUGCCUCCGCAUUUGGCCGCGCUGCGCUAGUAAAUGUACAAAAUGUAAUAUCGCAGCAUUUUCGUUUAUUUCAAAGAAUAGAAUAUAGUUAAAUUCAGUCAAAGAAACUAGAACUACACGUAGUGUAGCGAAUGGCAAUGUUUUGCAGCACUCCUGCAGAAGAUUGCGUUUGGCCGCCGACAUACAGCUCUGACAAUUUUAACAGGCGGAUAUAACAAUUUUGUAUUGAGAGUUCUUGCGGUUUCAAAGAAUUCAGAUGUAGAGAAUUUUCACACAGAUUUCAACUGGAGCCUGAGCCUUCUUUUGGUUUUGGCAUCGACUUAGUUACAGGUAGUUUUCAUAUCGAGAAUCCCUGGUGCAGAAGUUUUU
Messenger RNA from Amoebophrya sp. A120, 3087 nucleotides. NCBI's taxonomy places the organism in Eukaryota, Dinophyceae, Syndiniales, Amoebophryaceae. The record is from the annotation of a GenBank genome assembly.